UUUCAUUGUGUUACUUGAUCGGUUUUGUGAGAUGUAAUGAUGUCGUUAUUAGUGAAGGAUUGGUUGAUUUGGAACCAAUGUUGGAAUUAGAACAAGGUACUUUAAUUGGACGUAUUGAUACGGAUUAUCUAGGUGAUUCAUUUUACAGUUUUCAAAGCAUACCUUAUGCAAAACCACCUAUAGGUGAUUUACGAUUUAAGGCACCAGAGCCAUUAGAAAAAUGGAACGGAACAUGGAAUGCCACACAAAUUGCACCAAUGUGUUCACAAAAAAUUUAUCAUAAAUUCUUGGGACAAGAAGAUUGUUUGUACCUGAAUGUUUAUACAAAACAUUUAAAUCCAAAUGGUUCUUCCAACGGUUUAACAAAUGUACUAUUUUGGAUACAUGGUGGAUUUUUCACAGAAGGUUCUGGGAAUCCACGACAAUAUGGUCCUCAUUAUUUAAUCCAUGAAGAUAUUGUAAUCGUUACAAUAAAUUAUCGAGUUGGAACUUUUGGAUUUCUAAGUUUGCCAGAUACAGAUCUUAAUAUUCCUGGUAAUGCAGGAUUAAAAGAUCAAUUAUUAGCAUUAAAAUGGGUAGAAAAAAAUAUUGUUUACUUCGGUGGGGAUAAAGAUCGCGUAACUUUGGGAGGAAACGAUGCAGGUGCAGCAUCCGUUGAAUAUUUAAUGGUCUCACCAAAAAGUCGUGGUCUUUUUAAUCGUGUUAUUUUACAAAGUGGUAAUUCACAAGCGUAUUGGGCUAAAGGAAAACCUCAUAGUAUUGCUUUAGCUAAAUUAUUAGAAGUAGCCCCGAAAAAUUUAACAGAACGCCAAGCUUGGGAAAUAAUCAAUCGUGCAAAUACGGGAGAUAUUCUCCAAGCCCAAAGUUUACUUAUUCCAGAAACUGAAGCUGAAGGUAUUAUUGCACCAAUCAUUGAAUCGAUUAAUUCUCCAUCAGCGAUAGUGACACGAACCCCACAAGAAGUUAUUGAGGGUAAAAUGUUUAAUGCAUUACCAUAUCUAACCGGAUAUAACUCCAACGAGGGAAUAAUGGCAUUAUUUUAUUAUAAAUUAAAUCCGGGAAGUAUACCCCAAACCGCAGCUGAUUUUGAGUUAUUUUUACCGGAAGAUAUGUACAUAACUAAAGGAACUGAAAAAUCAUUACGUCUUGCACAAAAAAUUAAAGAAUUUUAUUUUGGAAAUUCGACUCCGUCCAUGGAAAAUAUUCAAAAAAUGUUUAACGUUCAUACAGAUGUUGCAUUUGCCUAUCCAGUAUAUAAAGGAGCGCAAUUAUUGUCUGCAAAUAUGCCACGGCCAGUAUAUAUGUACAUUUUCUCACAAAAUUCCAGUUUGAAUUUUUACAAAGCUCAAUAUGAUCUGAAAAAUUUACCAGGAGCUUGUCAUUACGACGAAUUAGGAUAUAUUUUCAGCUUUACAGAAAAUGCACCAAAAAUUGAACGUGGCAGUGAUUUAGAAUUUUAUAUAAAGCGAAUGUGUCAUUUAUGGGGUAACUUUAUACGAUUGGGAAAUCCAAACGGUGUCCAUAAAAAUGAUUUUUGGAAUGUAACAUGGUUACCAGCAACUCACAAUGCUUUUAAUUACAUGAAUAUUGACGAUGAACUGGUGCCAAGUAUUGAGCCCAAUAAAGCAGCUAUGUUAUUCUGGGAUGAACUGUAUAUUGAAGCUUUAGGUGAAACGGCUGUUAUUAUAACACCUGAAAAUGUUCCAGAUUUAACAGAUGAAUUGGAUGAAAAUGAAUCCGGAGGAGCAAUAUCUGUAUACUCGAAUUAUUUCCUAUUACUUGUUUCUUUUCUUUGCGUGCAGCAAUUUUUGAGUAUUUUUAGUAUAUGGUAAAUUUAGUAUAUGGUAAGUCUUAAAGUAAAGCAGGAAUCAUAUAUUUUGAUUUUAAUUUUAAUUCAAAAGAUCUCCCCUUUAUAAAAGGCAUGAUCGAAAUUAGUUAUCUUUAUUUCGGAUAAAUUUUUUAACAUAAACUCAAAUAUAUAAAUAUUUAUUUAA
Chrysoperla carnea is the source of this 1994-nucleotide messenger RNA. RefSeq names its product esterase B1-like. The record is from RefSeq and is a predicted model, not a curated record. The transcript has 6 exons. The coding region runs from base 78 to 1832 and encodes 584 amino acids. Lineage: Eukaryota; Metazoa; Arthropoda; Insecta; Neuroptera; Chrysopidae.